CGACAGAGCGGAGAGAGCGAGCGCGAGACAAAGAUGGCGGCGGCGGCGCGAGCAGCAGCGUGACUCGGUGUAGUGGAGCCACACGUCCCGAAACAACCCGCGGAGAGAGAGCGCGAGCCAGCGAGGAGAUGGACGGCACGGCACAGUGAGCGAGCCCGCGAGCGAGCGCCCGUUACCGUCCCGCAGCCGCCAGAACCGAGGGAUAACCCGCCCACCCACCUGCCCGCGCGCGCCGAGGAGGAGAGCAGAGUCACCGGGAGCAUGGCCUCGCGCAGCAACCAGUACAUCUUCGGGGAGUUCAGCCCGGACGAGUUCAAUCAGUUCUUUGUGACUCCUCGCUGUUAUGUUGAGCUUCCCCCCUUCAAUGAUAAAGUCUCCUGUGUCAGCCAUAACUCAGGAGGUUACUGCCCUCCUGCUGUGCCGUACAUUACGGAAUCUAUGAGACUGCAGGUCUGCGGAGAAGACUACCAGCACAUCGAGUUUGGUGUGGACGAGGUGAUGAGCUCGGAGCCGGUGGUCAUGAAGGACCCCUUGUACAAAGUCUCCAGCACUCUGAACCCUCAGGCUCCCGAGUUCAUCCUGGGCUGCCAGCCGGCUCAGAAGGCCCUGCCCACGGCCGUGCCCGACGUCGCCGACAUUCCAGAUGGUGCCGACUUUAAUUCUGUGGACUGCGCCGACUCCGAGGCCUCGGCUCUGGACAGCCAGCAGGCCUGCUCUGACCUGGACGGGGUCUCCGGCGGUCUGGGCCAGCGAGAGCGGAAGAAAAAGAAAAAACGACCGCCGGGAUACUACAACUACUUGGAGGGCUCCGUUGGCAGCAGUGGCGGCAGCGGUUUAGUGGCUGUGGAUGGUGUGGCAGCAGGCUCGGGGCUGGUGAAUGGACAUGCCCUUGGUGCCUCAGCUCUGGCAUCUGAGGACAUGGUUGGUGAGGUGCUGCCAGGGACCGACUUGGUCUCUGCAGCUGUUGCCGCCGCCCCUGUCGCUGCCCCCGUCAUCGCCCCUGCCACUUCCACUUCAUCCACAGCUCUGGGAGCAGCUCCUGCUGCUGCCACCACCCCCAGUCAGAGGACUUGUGAUAGCCCUGAUGAAUCCUCAUUGGACUUGACGAGUGGAGCUGCCUCUUUGUCAGACAGUAACGCCGCGGCUUCCUCGUCGUCUUCCUCUUCCUCCUCUCAGAGCAGCCAGAGCUUCGGGCUGGCAGAGGCAGCCAGGACUGCAGAGCAGCAUGCGGAGCCACUGGCUCUAGAGAGCCCCGAACUGCAGGGCAGCGGCGGGCACAGCCCCUGCCCGACUUCGCCCCUUUCCCUUCCUACUCUUUCUCCUCCUGCUGCUGCUGCCACUGCCGCCGCUGUGGCCGCCACUGCUUCUGCUACUGCUACUACUGAUGAGGGCCGGCCCGAGGGCUCGGGCCAGCCUAACGGGCUGCUGGAGUCGUCCCCUGCCAAUGGAGGAGUUGCCGCCGACAGACUCCAGGACUCUUCUGAGACAGACGAGGCCCAGUCAGGCUCCGCCCCUCUCCCGCCACCCUCAGACUCCGAGGCCCAGCCUGCUGCGGCCGAGCUGGCGUCUUCGCCCGCUCCGCCUUCAGCGUCUGCGGCCCUAAACCCCCCUAAAUCCUGGGCCAGCCUUUUCCACAACUCCAAGCCUCUGCCUGGAGGCCCUCAGGCCUACGUAGAAGUGAAAAACGCGCCGGUUGUUGUGGCGGUGUCGCCGGCUGCCACUGAACUGCCUGAGAAGGUCUGUGAAGCGCGGGAGGGCCCGGUUCCUGUCUCUGAAGAUCCAAUGGCCCCUAAAUUGGCAGAACUUAUCGAGAAUGUGAAGUUGGUACACAAACCUGUGUCUUUACAACCGAGAGGACUGAUCAACAAGGGAAACUGGUGCUAUAUCAAUGCUACCCUGCAGGCGUUGAUUGCAUGUCCCCCAAUGUAUCAUCUGAUGAAGUCUAUUCCCAUCUUCAGUGAGACGCAGCGGCCCUGCACCUCCACACCAAUGAUGGAUAACUUCGUCCGGCUUGUGAACGAGUUCAGCAACAUGCCAGUCCCCUCCAAAGCCAAACAACAAGCUACUGGAGAGAAGAUGAUAAAAGAUAUUAGACCAGGCACUCCCUUUGAGCCCACAUACAUCUACAGACUGCUCACCCUCAUCAAAUCCAGCCUUUCAGAAAAGGGUCGACAGGAAGACGCGGAGGAGUAUCUGGGCUUCACCCUGAACGGACUGCACGAGGAGAUGCUGGCACUGAAGAAGCUCAUCUCUCCACAGGAAGAGACAGAAGCCUCCACACCCAAUGGGCCGGGGUCUCACCCGGCUGCUGAGGAGGACCCAGCUGAGAAGGAUGGGGAGGAGGGCAGUGAUGACGAGUGGGAGCAGGUUGGGCCCAGAAACAAGACCUCAAUCACCCGCCAGGCUGACUUCAUCCGCACCCCUAUCACAGACAUAUUCGGAGGGCACAUCAGAUCGGUGGUGUACCAGCAGAGUUCGAAGGAGUCUGCGACCCUGCAGCCGUUCUUCACCCUGCAGCUGGACAUCCAAUCAGAGAAGAUCCGCACAGUACAGGAGGCUUUAGAGACCAUGGUGGCACGAGAGUCUGUCCAAGGCUAUACCACUAAAACCAAGCAGGAGAUUGAGAUCAGCCGGAGGGUGACCCUCGAGGAGCUUCCUCCAGUGCUGGUGCUUCACCUCAAGAGAUUUGUCUUUGAAAAGACGGGUGGGUGCCAGAAGCUGAUCAAGAACAUUGACUACCCGGUCGACCUGGAGAUUAGUAAAGAUCUCCUCUCACCAGGGGUCCGGAGCAAAACGUUGAAAGGCCAAAGAACCUACAGGCUCUUUGCAGUCGUUUAUCACCACGGGAACAGCGCCACGGGCGGCCACUACACUACGGAUGUCUUCCACAUCGGGCUGAACGGCUGGCUGCGCAUCGAUGACCAGGCAGUGAAAGUGAUCAACCACUACCAGGUGGUGAAGCAGACUGCAGAGCGCACUGCCUACCUGCUGUACUACCGCCGCGUCGACCUGCUGUAGAAAAACCACACACACACACGCGCACAUUUACAUACACACACACACUCACACACACAUACAGACACUCAUGCACUCUCUACUACAACACACACUCUAACACACCUACACUUACAGACACGCACACGCCUCAACAGGAACACUGCCCAACUUUCUCUCUUUGCGAGAUUUAUUUUUUUUUGGUUCCUCCUUUCCCCGCCUCCCUUUCUUUCCUCAAACAAUACCCCCCUCCCCUCUCUCCUCCCGCCCUCAUCCUUCGCUUUUUCCAGCAUUUUUCCAACUUUUUUUUUUCUUUCUUUCUCCUUCUUCCCUGAUCCUUUCUCUUAUUUUUUUUGUUCAAUUUGGAAGUAGGAGAAGAAGAAAAAAAAAAGAUACUUUAAAUAAAAGAAGAUGAUGGCGACUUCCUUGAAGAAGUAGGUUAACCCCGCCCACCUCCCACUCAGAACAUGCAGCCCCGCCCCUUUUUUCCUCAAGCGGGAGUCGAGGAGACACCUAGGGACGUCUGAUGAUGGUGGAUUUAAUUGAUUUGAUUGGUUGAUUGAUUGAUAGAUGGAUGGUUGAAUAAAUGAAUGGAUAAUGGACGCUGCGGGGAAAUCAACAAAAACAGCAAAAACAUAAAAACAUGUGUGAGGGGGCGGGGUUAACAACCGAGGAGGGGCAAACCCCAGUAGACAGUGCUGGACCAGAGACGUUGGCUUCAAUACCGAUUCUUUGACUCUUCAAUACCCGCAGCCUUGUUUUUCUUUGGACUGGCACUGUAAGAACUCCAGCUGUGAGCUGAGGCUAAAACUGAAACCCAAACCGAGGAGGGACUGCUGGAGAGAAGUCAUUUAAUAUUUUCUUUUCUUUAUUUUGUUGUGUUUAAUCCACUUUUUUAACGGCAUAGCGAGAGAAAAAACAGCAAACAAAAAAAAAAGUGUUUUGCAUUUUAUUAAAGGGGAUUUGAUUUCGUCGUCCGAAUGAAUUGCAGAGGUUCAGCGAAAGCUUCCGAAUGCGAAUCCGGACGAGAAAAAAACGUGACUUCUUGACUUAAUAGCAUACAACCGGAGGCCCUGCACCAGCAAACUAUGACAGAACAUUUAACCUAUAAAUGUGUAGAUCGCGAUGUGUGACUUUUAUAUCAAAACCCCCUAAAGCAAGACACUCUGCUCUACCAAUGCCACCACCAAUACCACCACCAUAAAAAGAAAAAAUGCCGCCGCCACCACCAACGAUAAUGCUGCCACCACCACUACUACUACUACGACAGUGUCCUCCCUCUUUCUCUCCUCCAUUCCACACGAUCUCGACGCUCUCAGGCCUGUGUGUAACACUGGAGCAAUCAGAUUAGAGCAGAAAUGAAUGAAUGGAAUAAGACCAAAUCAAAGAAGAAACCAGGUUGAGGAAGAGGAGGAGCUGUGGCGCGCUGAAACAUCAAAAAACAACUAAAAAUAAAGGAAAAAAUCGGCUUCUUUGUUCAGGAGAACCCGGGUGUGGUUUCUGGGGGUAGAAUUAGACUGAUUAACACGAUUUUAAUGCGCUUUAGGACAAAAAAGAAAAACCCCUCAAACAACAAAACGUGAUUUUCACAAUUGCUUCUGUGCACGGAAAAUACUAAAAAAAAAAAAAAAAAAAAAAAGCAAA
This is a messenger RNA of Astyanax mexicanus (Mexican tetra), 4638 nucleotides long. It is a transcript of the gene usp10, whose product is annotated as ubiquitin specific peptidase 10. Gene Ontology annotation, biological process: protein deubiquitination; DNA damage response, signal transduction by p53 class mediator; regulation of autophagy. The record is from RefSeq and is a predicted model, not a curated record. Lineage: Eukaryota; Metazoa; Chordata; Actinopteri; Characiformes; Acestrorhamphidae. The transcript is spliced from 15 exons. Gene Ontology annotation, cellular component: cytosol; nucleus. Gene Ontology annotation, molecular function: cysteine-type endopeptidase activity; cysteine-type deubiquitinase activity. The coding region runs from base 262 to 3018 and encodes 918 amino acids.